Molecule: messenger RNA, 2895 nt
Organism: Echinostoma caproni
Lineage: Eukaryota; Metazoa; Platyhelminthes; Trematoda; Plagiorchiida; Echinostomatidae
Source: the annotation of a GenBank genome assembly
AUGUACUUCCGCCACUUCGCAGAUGACAUACGGUUGGAUGAAACAAGUAGUAUGGAGCAGGCUGCUGUUUUCCGUGAUCUAGAUACUUAUUUGGACGCGCAAUUGAUGAACAUCAACUUCCUGGGUGUACCAGACUGUCGAUUGGAAGAUGAACCUAGACGACCAUGGGGUGUUCGAGGUCAGUCUAUCACAUGUCAUACGGAUUUCACGGAUGAUAACAUCAUCGAACAGGUCACAGAUCUGCUUCCAUCUAUGCGCAUUCCUCUCGAACAGUCUACCUUAAAAGCCAGCUCACCGCCGAGAAAUACGCGAAAACGCAAGGUGCACGCCCCAAAUCUCCGAACCGUGGAACCGGGAUGUUCGGUCGAAUCUUCCAGAUUGGAUGAAAUUGAAAACAAGAUUGACUGGACUGGACCUGUGCCGACCUAUGCAGAACCGGAUCAAAGAUUGGAUGAUCUGGUGCAAAACUGUUCCUUCUUGGAGCCGCACACAUCCCUGCAGUUCACUCCGAUGCGUCAACGGUACACAGAGGCAGAAGGUGUCGAUGUUGAUGCGGUCACCGAAGAAAUGGGCGUCGAUCUACACACCUCACCGGUUGAUUACGUCAAACCACUGGAGUCCGCUACAGUGGUUGAUGAACCUGCGUCCGACAAUCCGCCCUCUGCGAUGACUGUAUCGCUCUACGAUCCUGUUUCGCCUAGUCGUAAACCUCGACGUGGUCGAACUUCAAGUGGGACAAGUUUGUUGGUGGCUCACGCUCGUUCUUCUCCCCCGGUACAGCUUCCAUCGUCUAUGAACAUACAGGAACAUCCGUGUAAAACACUGACAAAGAAAACCACUUUUGAGUCACCCACUUAUUCUCAGUGUUCGAUAGCCAGUGAUCCGAUGGAGCUCGUCUCUCACGGUUUUGUCGAUCCAAUCCAAUCACCUUCAUCGUGUGAUGGAGAUCACUCAAAGCGGAUCCGUGGAUCUCCAAUGUCUGCACAUCAUUCUGGUUCGCUGCCUUUGGAUACGGAGAGGAUUCGACCACUCAGUCCCUCGUCAUCUGACUCAGCAACCAAGCACCAUCUUGUGAUUAAACGGCCAAACACUCUAAUUCCCACCAACACUGGGGUGGUUACUGUAUCACAGGGCUUACAGUCUGGUCAGCAACGUCCACUACCAGUUAUGCGGGUCAAAAUACCAACCCACUACGCGCGAUUCGGCAAAUUCCAAACACGAUUCACUUCUUCGUCAUCCGCCUCGUCUGGCUUCGAAGCAGUGACCCAAAUCGCUGCGCACCGUUCUUUGUCCACUUCCAAUCUGUCUGGUGUGUCUCCAGGUUCACCGAAAACAACAACCGUGGCACCUUCAGGGACAGAUACCGGCCCAGUCCCUAUACAACUUGGUCGUUUUCAAUCGCCCGUACUCAAGUUUCACAAGAAUUUCACUAGCAAACGACAAAGUCUGAGCGCUGAAGAUCUGACCCGAUUAAUCAGGCAACCUAAGGUCAGUUUUCUGGUGCCAACAUGUGCACUGGAAGUCCCGGGACAAGAGGAGACCGAGACUGUUUCGGUUAUUGUACCCAAAUCACCUAUGCUAUCCUCAUCCCAGUCGUUCCCCGGUAAAGGAUCUGCUUCAUCUCUUCAUUCCCCACCGACGGAUUCUGUGGCCGAGGCCAAAAUCACUCGUUCACCUCAGGCGCUGAAUCGACUGGGACUCUCUCGUCACUCGAACUCGUUACCAGAACCCGUCAGUUCACGAAGAAUGGAUCAGAUCGGAACGACAACCCAACGCAGUCCAGCAAACAUCACUCCUGUGGUGUAUCACAAACUGAUGACACGUACCUCACUGUUUUCCUCAGUGACUUAUCCGUGGACAGAAAUGGUUCCAAUCGAGCGGACUUGGUUAAACAGCUUGAAAAAGCUUGGUCUCGACGAAAGCAGCAAUGAUACCAUGGACCAGCUGACUUCUGCGCUGUCUGAUUUACCUUCCGUGUUUUCUGCUCUGGCUUUGCGAUGUCAAAAUGGUGUACGAGCCGCUCUGAAUCUGGCCGGUUUCUCUUGGGACGAAGCGAGUGAAACGACCCGUCUUAGGACCUUCUGUUGUUUUUUGGCAGUUUCUGUAUCGGAAUUACUCACUACCACUGUACGACCACCCUACUUGUUGUACACAUUGAAGAAACCGAGUAAUUUAACCGAGCGCGAACAAUCAGCGAUUCAGUCCGGAACUGCUUUACUCUUGGAGUCUUAUGAAGAGACUGGUACCGCUAUUCAGCAUUUGGCAAAACUUGCUUUCGAUCGGGACGGCACAUCAAUUCAACGUGGCUGUGUGACCCUUUUGUUCAAAUUAGCAAGCUUUCUUCAAGCCACACACACUGUUGCUGAACAACUGUACCGUGCAUGUUCCCCUCAACGAACAGCUCGGGAAUUAAGCGAACGAUUGCAACGCGCUUUGGACCUCCUCGCUUCCAGUAUGAACCAUUACUACAGCGGGAGCAAUAGUAAUUACAGUCACCAAGGCAGCACAUGUUCAACUGCGCCCACAGAUCCAACGGAGUUCACAUCGAUGUUGGUCGACCAGAUGGACACCUUAUUACGGGAACUAUCAGAAUUGGGCGAAUUAGGUGGAACAGAUCCAGUGCCGGAAUCCUUGGCAGUUCGAUUAUUCAAAUUGGUCGAUUUGUACCAUAGUAGGCAUAUUUCUGACUCAGAUCGACGAUUACUGACAAUUGAUUGCGUCCUGGGCGUGUUCAGUCUGUACGUGACGCAAUACUUUACUCGAUCGGAGAACGCAGAUUCAGAUGCUACUGUGGUCUAUCUGGUAGUGCCAUCAAUCGGGUUGGGCCGUACCGGUAGUCCCAGUCCGUUGGAUCAGUGUUCUUACCUGAAGCAACAACUGGACACUCUUUGCUGA